Molecule: messenger RNA, 1068 nt
Organism: Funneliformis caledonium
Lineage: Eukaryota; Fungi; Glomeromycota; Glomeromycetes; Glomerales; Glomeraceae
Source: the annotation of a GenBank genome assembly
AUGCCAAAUCUGAGGACAACGUUUACAAAUAUACCACCGACCUCUAAAGCAAUAGCGUUUAUAAUAAUAUGUUCAUCAGGGCUUGGAGUGUUACAAAAUGUUAAACAAUGGCUGAAUAUAGGACCUACUUCCCCUCCAAGUCUCUCACAAGGCUUGGCUCUUGUACCAAAUUCUGCACUUUGGGAAUUUUGGACGUUUAUAACCGCGAGUUUUUAUGAAACAAAUUUAAUAAACUUCAUAGGAAGUGUUCUUACAAUACUUGGAAUGGGAAAAUAUUUAGAGAGAGCAUGGGGAUCUAGAGAGUUUUUAAAAUUUAUAGGAAUUGUGAUGAUCGGAGCCAAUAUAUGUGUCGUUCUAACAUAUUUAUGUGAAUAUGCUAUCACAGGAUCUCCAUUUUACUUAUUUCGUGUAAUAAAUGGUAUGAAUGGGUUGAUUAGCGGAUUUUUAGUAGGAUUAAAACAAUUGAUACCAGAACAUUUAUUAAAACCAGUUAAAGGGUCAUCGUUAUGUAGAGUAAAGCAUUUACCAAGUUUAUUUAUAAUCGUGAAUUUUGUGUGCUUUUUAUUGUUUGAAUCACAAACACAAUUACUUCUAGUAUUUUAUGGUAGCUUGAUUUCUUGGGUGUACUUGAGAUUUUUUAAAUAUCAAGAUGGUUUACGUGGAGAUCGUAGUGAAACCUUUUCCAUGGCCAGUUUCUUUCCGGAAUUUAUUCAACCUGUCGUGAAAAUCAUUUCUAACAUCGUAUUUAACCUUUUGGUAAUGUUAAAAUGUUGUAAACCGAUUUCAAAGAGGAGAUUUCCAAUAGACUUGGAAAACCUUCCAACGACUUAUAUACCAUCCAUGCCAGGUAGUCAAAGGGCUGAAGCGGAAAGAAGAAGGGCGUUGGCAUUAAAAGCAUUGGAUGCCAGAUUACAUAACAAAUCAAAUUAUGACCCAAUGUCACCACCGCCAUUUACCUCGUCACCAUCAUCUUAUACUGCUUCUUCAUCUGAAAACGUUAAUGGAAUCACCACACAACCAAAUGAUGUUUUAUUUGAUGCAAAAGACCAUUUAAAACGAGACUUGUAA